UCAAGCCGCCAUAUUGAAAAAGUGCUCUUUCCAAAGUGCAUUAUUUUGCCACAGAAUUUAUCAUUUGAACCAUGCCAGCGGCCGUUUUAAAGGGAGAAAAGGUUGUAAAAGAAGAGGAUAACUAUCCAAGGAUUACGAAGAAAGUGCUAAUUCAACUUUGCAAAGAUCACAAAUUGUACAGAACACCAUAUCUUAAUGAUGUUCUUUACCUUCAUUAUAAAGGGUUUGCAAAGAUAGAAAACCUUGAGGAGUACACAGGCUUAAAAUGCUUAUGGUUGGAAUGUAAUGGAAUUCACAAGAUUGAAAAUCUGGACAAUCAGAAAGAGUUGCGAUGCCUUUACCUGCAGCAGAAUCUCAUAUCAAAGAUAGAGAAUGUGGAACAUCUACAACAGCUGGAUACCCUUAAUGUCAGUAAUAACACCAUUUCCAAAAUUGAAAACAUUGGUGUCAUACCCAAACUUAGCACUCUACAGAUAUCACACAACCGUUUAUCAACUGCUGACGACUUGAGACAUUUGUCAGAAUGUUCUAAUCUGAGUGUUCUCGAUGCUUCCUACAACCGAAUUGAUGACCCUGAUGUCGUGAAAGUCUUCGAAUCCAUGGAAAACCUCCAUGUUCUUAACAUGAUGGGCAACCCGGUCAUUAAGAAGAUCAAGAAUUACCGGAAAGUAUUCAUCAUCAAAAUAAAAGGUCUCAGAUACCUUGAUGACAGACCAGUUUUUCCUAGAGAAAGAGCUUGUGUUGAGGCAUGGGAAAAAGGAGGAGUGGAGGCUGAGCGGCAAGAAAGAGAGAGAUGGAUCACACGAGAACAACAAAAAAUCAUGGACAGUUUUAAUGCAAUGGCGAAGAUAAGGGAACAAAACGAUCUAAUAAGGCAGAAGCAGAAGCUGAAGCAGAAGCAGCAGAUUACAUCAGACGACAAAAACAAUGAAAAUUCUACAGAAAACAGCGAUGGGGGAGGCGAUGAAAGUGAUAUUGAAAUCAGCCACGACACUAAGCGACAACAAACGCAGGCUGACGAAAAACAGGAGCCUGGAAUGGUGUCAAUUGAUGUUAACACGAAAACUGCCGACCCUAGGAAUGAAGGCGACGAUGUUUGUUCGGCUUCAGUACCUGAGACGCCUCCAGUUCAGGAGAUAGAGACUGUCACAAUCGGAUCUUCCGCUGAGAAGCAAGUGCUUGUUGAUCAUGGAAUCUUUAGUGGAUCUCGACAGCAUCAAGUCAAAAGGGCUGGUCCUAUGAUAACAGAAAUAGUUCAAGAUGACGUUGAAACGAUUUCACUGCCAGAGGUUCCAAGAGAGGGGUCAGGUGAUUUCCCUGAUUCCCAAGAGGAUUUGCCUGAGCUGGAGGAAAUAGACAUAAAAGAUCCAUUCUUCAUUCGCAGCUUAAACUCCUCUCAUAUCAAGAGAAAACCACUUAUUGAAGAGAUAGACAGUGAUUUGGAAUCGCAAGAGAGACCGCUUAUUGAAGAAUACCAACAAGAAGAACUCCCUACCAGUGACCAGGAAAAAAACCCACCCGCAAGGAAAUCCUUGAUCGAGGAAAUAGAUGAAAGGUUUGCGCACCUGGAAACAUCGUUAAAGAAGCCAAGUAAACCACUGAUCGAAGAGCUCGACGAGAUGGAUGAUAGGGAAAAUUCAAAGCCACUUAUUGAAGAGAUUUCAUAUGACGAGCAGACACCAGAUGCAGAUACUGCUGGACUGCAAGAACCUGGGCUCCACGCCGAAGCUUGCGCCCAGUCUACAAAUGAUCCAUCUUGGGAGACGCUUCAUAGACUCGCUGAACAAGUUGGAUCGACAAUAGAUCGGCAGCCACUUGAUGUGAGCAAGGAAAAGAAGGCUUUUAUGAAGAGGAUGCAUGACACAAACCUGGGAGACUUGGACUAAAAACAUUUAAAAAAGCCGAGUGUGAAUAGGCUACACUGCGAUAACUGAGUCAUACUUUAUUACGUGAAAAACUACCUUCAUUCCUCAUGGGGACUCGGGAUCAUAUUUUCUUUGUCCCAUGCUCGUAAUAAGACGAAAUCAAAUAUUUCGCUUUUUCUUUACCGGGUUCAAAAGAUACCGUCUUAUCUAUGCGUAAACACGACACUAUCAACAUUGCUGAUCGUAGCAGUAUGCAGAACGUGUGUCAGUCAGAUAUAUACUUCGUAAUGGCCUUGUUCACCAUAGUCUCUGUGGUUCAGUGGUAGAGCAUCGCUGCGCGGGAAUCCGAAGGUCUGAGCUUUGUUUCUUAACUGGAACUCAGAAUUUUUUCUUAGGACUAAGCUCGUGACAAGACGAAAUAAAUCUUUCGCUACCUUUAUCUUGUAAGAUACCACAGAAUAUAAGCGUAGUAAGAUAGAAAAACACAGAAAGAAUAAACUUAGAAGUACCGGUAAGGAUGAAGAAGACUAUAAUGGAUUGGAUGUAAGGGAUUGAAGUUGCUCAAACCACUCCGUGAAGUAGCUUUGUUACAAAUUUGUUCAUUCCUAGAGGGCUGAUGUAGAUGCUUGUGUUAUUGCUUUCGACCAUCUCAUGAGACUUUGUGCGAUUACGCGACAGGUAUUACCAAAGUGUUUUGUGCAUUUGAUACUUGUCUCAAAUGACUACGACAGGUUGUUGGCGCUCAUGGUUUUAAACAUUGACAGUUGUAUGCUAAUGUCACUUCUGGCACGAAGCGCGAUCAACAGCAAUGUUGCAGUCCAUGGUCAUGAGUAUUGUAAAAAUCGUUCUAACGAUCUUUGCUGAGCUUCUCUUUUGUAAUCCUAACAUUGGUUCAAAGAUUUUUUUUCGAUACUACCAAAACUUCGGGAAAGGCCUAAAGGUCUUUUUCUGGCCCCAUUGCAUUUGGUUCGGUUAGAAAUCAUAUAACGCUUGCAUAAUAGCGUCUUUUGAAGCAAGCUGUGAUAAAAAGAAGGAAGUUCUACUUCACAAAUAGGGAUCGAUAGCUGUCUCAUUUGCGGAGUGACCUACCAAUCAAAACAGAUCACCGAAGGAAGUGUUUUUAUUCGUCUGAAGCUUCCCAAUGAGCGUUGAAGAAAUAUUAAAUUUUAAUUGACCGAAGACAAUUUUUCUUCAAGUCUGAUCGAUGGAAGAUGGGCUUUUUCUAAAUUGCAGGUAAACGAAUAAUUUCUAACUUUUUUCAUCUGGUUCAGUAUAUAUCUCCUCGAUCAUUGAUUGCAGAGUCAGUAAUUAGCUACAAAAGGUACGCCAUGAAACUAGGGUUGAAAUGUACGCAGUACGGAAAGUAGAGGUUCUGGGCAGUUCUUUUUAAGAGGGGAGUUAACGUGUGUCUUUCAGAUCACAGAAGAUGCAAACAUUUGCAAUGAAGAAAGGUUUAUUAAUAUUCGCCAGUAAGAAGCACAAGGAUCGCUUUAAUCCUAGUUCUUCCUUUGAGAGCAAACUAUAAUGUAACAUCAGCCUGUGAAGUCUGAUGUGAAAAGAAGGCUGAAAAAUACAUUUUUGAUUCCUAUUCCCAGCUGUAAUGAUCAACUUAAAGAAUUCCAUUUCCGAUAAAUAUAU
Messenger RNA from Stylophora pistillata, 3503 nucleotides. RefSeq lists its product as uncharacterized. The record is from RefSeq and is a predicted model, not a curated record. Lineage: Eukaryota; Metazoa; Cnidaria; Anthozoa; Scleractinia; Pocilloporidae.